Messenger RNA from Pocillopora meandrina, 6011 nucleotides. The record is from the annotation of a GenBank genome assembly. Lineage: Eukaryota; Metazoa; Cnidaria; Anthozoa; Scleractinia; Pocilloporidae.
AUGAAUUGUUUUGGUAUGUGUAUAAUAGUUCAGAAUUUUCCUGUGAUUUUAAGGGGGCUAUAUUUUAUUUCAGGUCAACCUUUUUUGAGAGGAGGGUGGGGGGAGUGGUACUGGAUAUCCUUUAAGAGUUUGAAAUUCCAGGCCAUCUUAAUUCUUAAUUCUGACUUGAUCUGCAUCCUUUUUCACUCAUUCUCGUUAUUAAUAAUUUGUAUCUUAAAUGUGCAAUUUACUAUGUUUUGGAUAGUUCUGAGCAAGCCAACUUGAAACCAAAAACAGGAAUAAUGCUUCUGAAUAUGGGUGGCCCAGAGACAACAAAUGAGGUUCAUGAUUUUCUCUUGCGACUUUUUUCUGAUCGUGACCUUAUGGUUUUACCUGCUCAAAGGUUUGUAAAGCAAUCUUUUGGUCUAGUUAGUUAAGUUUUAAACAUCUGUUUAGCAAACAGUAGUGCAUGUAAUAAGAAAAAAAUGACUAAAUAGAUACAUUUGAGUAAGUAAUGAAAGAAAUAUAUUAUAACUUAGAAUUAUGAUGAAAUGUGAAUAGUUACUGUUAGUAGUUGUUUUUUCUCUCUCUGUUUUAAGUAUUUCUGUUAGUUUUUAAAUUGUUACAAUAGCUCUCUGAAGCUCUCAUGAGUGACAAAGACAGAAUUUUUCCUGACAAUAUCUAGCAGACAGGUGAUGAGAUCAAAGACACAGAGCAAUUAGGGGAUUUCUAGUUGAUUGAACACCAAAUUUUCCAAACUAGCAUAAGAAGAAUUGAAUGGCAGACAGUAAGGAGAAUUAAUAAUGAGAUCUUACUGGUGAAAGGGAUAAACAUGCAGCACUUUGAGAAAAUAGAGUAGUACACGUAUCCUUUACAGGCACAAAUCCACAUAUCUAUUUUUGACAGUUUACUUACAACAUUCCUAUAUCAUACACAGUAAAAUGGCUCAAUGGAUUGCUAGAAGAAGAACCCCUAAAAUCCAGGAGCAGUAUCAAAAGAUUGGUGGUGGCUCUCCUAUCAAAAUGUGGACAGAAAAGCAAGGAGAGGGAAUGAUAAAACUGCUUGAUGACAUGUGCCCUGAUUCAGGUAUGUGUACAGGUGUAUGAUCAUGUUUCAUGAAAAGUAUGUUGUGAUUCAAAUCCUUUCUGCAUUUAUAAAAUUUUCAAAGUUUGAAUUUUUGCUCAUAGGCUGAGUGCAAAUUGUAGUCUUAAAAAAUCUACAAGUGUUUAUCUACACUUAAUUACAUGAAAAAUCAUGUAUUUAAAUAAUUUACAUUAAAAAAUCACAGAAAGUCGAUACAGAUGAAAUUAUUUGCACUCUUGUUACAACUUUGCACCUGUUACAAAUUUGCACUCAUCUUGCCUCCAGCCAAUCAGAAGCAUGUCAUUUUUUCAUGUAUAUUAUUAGAUAAAGAACAGUAAACCCUUAAUUUACAGAAGUAACUAUUACAUGUACAUGUAUGUAUCUUCUUAUUCAGCUCCUCACAAGUUUUACAUUGGAUUCCGUUAUGUGAAACCUUUAACCGAGGACACUUUGGAUCAGAUGGAAAGGUAGUUCAGUUUUGGAAUGUUUUUAUUGCACACAAUGAUCCAUCUCUCGAACAAUUACAUAUCUUAAGCAUUUAUCAGUGGAACUAAACACUUUUUCUAGGAGAGGGAAAAUUGAAGAACUUACCAAAAAAUAAUAAGUCCCGAAAUUAUAUUUUACUGUAUAUAUACAAUCAUUUGGCCUCUAAAGUGCAUAUAUCCUACAAGGGAGUAAGAUUUUGGCAAAAGAAAUUCCUUCAUUGGAAACAUGAAAAAUACAAAAGUGAGCAGGUAGAUAAUUUUACCCAACCCUGGAGGUAGCCUUUUGGGCACAUGUCAAAUUCUUGUCCUGUCCUGUUCUCUCGAUUUAAUCAGUGAUGGAAUAGAAAGAGCUGUGGCAUUCACUCAGUAUCCUCAGUACUCCUGUUCUACCACUGGAAGCAGUUUAAAUGCAAUCUACAGACAUUACAAGCAAAAGGGAGAAAAGCCUGGAAUCAAAUGGAGUGUCAUAGACAGAUGGCCUACUCAUCCAGGGCUUGUUCAGGUAUUUGUGGGAUUCUUCUCACGUGUUACCACAUCUUGCUUCUCCAGAUUGAUUUGUUGAGUUUCACUGUGUUAUUCAAUUAUUGGAAUGUUUUAGUAGCUUUUCAUGGUAAUUAAAUACUUUUUUGGGUUGAUUUUUUCUUUUCAUUGUUUGUUAUUCAUGGCAAUUUUUAAUGAUUUGGGAUUAAAGAGUUUGUUGUUGUUGUGAUUUGCUUCUUUGUUGAAGGCCUUUGCAGAAAAUGUCCGAGCUGAGUUAGCAAAGUUUCCUGCUGAUGUUCAAAAUGAAGUGGUUAUUCUGUUUUCUGCACACUCUCUUCCAAUGAAGGUAUGUUGUGGCUAAGUUAAUCUAAUAUUUUUAUGUCCAAGCUACAUUGUAAGUUAAAUUAAUUGGUUUUGAAACAAGUACAUAUCAAAUGAUUUCAAAAAUUAAAUUACAAUACAUUACAACCAUGUCAAAGUGGUUUUUGGUUCCUGAAAUGUCUAUAUCGGUAUAUAUAAAUAAUAUCCUAGAUAUUUCAUUUAAGUUAUAGUACAUUUUCUCAGGUAUUUGUCAUGGGCAAUUCUUGUUGUGAGAAGAUAAUGGAUUUUAAUGAGUGUGGCUUGUUUGAAGGGUUAGCUACAAGGAACAGAUAAUACACAAGGACAAUUUUAUACAAUUUUGUAAUCCUUCCAAUAUUUUUGUUCACACAUGAUUGUUAUCAACUUGUUGCAUGACUGAAUAUGCUGCUGCUAAAACUGGGGAAUAUCUAGUUAUAUUGUGUAAUACUCAAAAUUUUCAAAUCCCUACGUACAAUACAGUUUAAGUCUCUGAAACUCGCAGUUUUCCUUGAGCUGAUUUUUCAGUCUUUCUGCAACUUUUUGAGCAAACAAGCUCUCAUUUCUUUUGUAUUGACAACAACACACACUUUAAAUUCAACUUUGUACUUUGCAAUAUCAGAACUGAAGAUGACAGAUGAACUCUCGAAACAAAGAAAGUGUCAUUUAUUUUCUUAAAUUUGUUACGUAUCUGCUGCUUUCAAGACCUUUUGUUACAAAACCCUUAGACCAACUCAAAUUUUGAACAAGAAAUCUCUUCUUAUUGAAGUCAAGAAUACAAAUUGGGGAAUGGCACUUUCAUAAUAUCACCAAAUAUUCGCUAGUGUUGGGCAUGUUGUAUUCUGUCACUUCAUUCCUCUUGAGUAGUCAAUUGGCCAAGAAUGUUAGAAUUCAUCAUCAGGGUCAUGUGAGAAGUUGACUUGUCAGUCAAGUUUUAUGAGUUUGGCUUGUGUAAAUGAAUUGGUCAGUUAGUCAGGAAGCUAUAUAAAUCGAUAAUAAUAAUAAUAAUAAUAAUAAUAAUAGUAAUACUAAUAACAAUGAUAAUAAUAGUACAAAUAAUGAUGAUGGUAAUGAUCACUUUAGUAAUCACUACACUGACCAGAAUCUCUUUUGUGUUGCAGGUUGUGGAUAGAGGUGACCCAUAUCCUCAAGAAGUUGCUGCUACAGUACAGAGGGUGAUGGAAUCAUUAAACUACUCCCAUCCGUACAGACUUGUUUGGCAGUCAAAGGCGAGUGCCUCUUGUGGAUAAUACAAUUAGCUUAGUGGUCCUAUUUGACCUUCUGCAGGCUUGAAUUUGCUAAUUUAAGACAGCUGCGUUGUUAUGUUGGAUUAUAGGGCUCUUAGAUUUUGAAAGUUGACAGAAUUACAUGUUUGAAAAGCACCGUAACAUCUUUGCAAUGCGUUUGAUAUUGUUCGCACUUGAUGUACGAAAAGUUACUGUCAAAACAAGUUGCAAUAGUUAUCCUUUUUCUUUAAUCCUGAUUAUUAUUUUUCUGCAGGUAGGUCCCAUGCCAUGGUUGGGUCCUCAGACAGAAGAUUCCAUUAAGGGCCUCGCAAAGAAAGGGAAAAAGAACAUCCUUCUGGUUCCCAUCGCUUUCACCUCUGACCAUAUUGAGACACUUCAUGAGCUGGAUAUAGAGUAUGCAGAGGAGGUGGCACACGAGGUAAUGUUCACUAUUCUGGUGCCAAGGGUAAAUAAAGCCUUUUGUUAAAGGGAGUACAUUGUUCUUUUCGUUGCGGCACGAGCGGUAAAGCAUGGCAUUUCAACGGGCGAGCGAUUUGAGCGUAAAGGUUUUAGAAUUUUGAGUGCCACAUCCUUCUCCGACUUUUCAGCGACGGGUUUACUCGGAAAGCCGUCAUGAGUUUGCAGCUUUCGAAACAAAUCGAUGACACACGCUGUUGAGACAUGUCGCAACGGUUAUUAGUCCUUUUCCACUGAAAAUGUUUAUGAAAAUCAUUUGUCUCUUUGACAGAAAUUUUACCAGGCCCUUAUUUCAGCGACUAAGUGAUGUUCCCUAAAAAACCAAUAUAAACAUGUUUAAGUUAACUUAAUCAAAGCGGACUAUUCUUUUUAGUGUCCAAGGUAAUCUAUAUCGUACUCACGCAGGCGGAGAAAGAUUGAAUUUACUCUUAUGAUAUGAUUCUGGAUCUUAUAGGUUGGUAUCGAGAAUAUCCGAAGAGCAGCUUCACUGAAUGAUAGUCCAACUUUUAUCAAGGUUAGUGCGUUGAUUGAUACCAUGUUUCGUUUUGUUUUCUACUAUUUUUUAAUUUUUUUUCUUUUCGAGUGAUUGAUCAACCUCUAUCUGUCCUUCCACGUUGUGAGAUCUGAUAAAAACUCUUGUUCUUUCUCUUUUUGUUGAUAAUUCUUCCAAGAACAUGCCAGUUUCGCAGCCAUUGAUAUAUUUAAAUUGUGUUGUAUGAAUUGUUUAAGUCAAAGUGUUAAAAUCAUUCAGUCAUCAUUUACAUCACUUUCGUCUGUCCCAAAGUUAUGGAGAGGUUCAACUCAAAAUGUUUGGAGUUUUUUGAACGAGUGUAUCACGAAAGAAAUCCGAUAUUUUAGCGUGGCCUUACAGUAUUACGGCAAUCAUUGAAUGUCUCUUAUUUUUCUUUGCAGGCGAUGGCUGAUGUUGUAAAAGCUCAUUUGGAUUCAGGAGUCAAUUGUUCUCGCCAGCUUCCUCUUCGUUGCCCGAUGUGUGUGAAUCCUACCUGUGGCUUAGCCAAAGAAUUUUUCCUCAACCGCACGUUGUAAACUGCGCACAAAGAUAAAGGAAAGGGCUAUAAAAUUGCUUAAACAACGCAAAUGUUACGUUGAUUCCAACUAGACUCUCGAUCUGAACUUGAAGCCUAAGGUUAAUUCGAAAUAUCUUCAUCCAGUUUCAACAAUGCAUGGAUCCCUUUCACUUAGGGAAGCUAGCUCCGGUUUUAAGUUUUACAUCUGGCCUUUAUUUGAGGGCCCAGUUUUUCACAGGCUGAUAACAUAUCCAGCGGAUAAACCGCUAUCCAGCGGAUAAAUCGCUAUCCAGUGGAUAAAUCGCUAUCCAGCGGAUAAAUCGCUAUCCAACGGAUUUAACUAAACGAACUUCGCUAUCCACUGCAUAGUCAUAGAGAUUUAUCCGAUGGAUAGCGUUCUGUACCCUUCAAACAGCCGGAUUUGAUUCCCAAUCAUUUUUGUUGAAACCGUUUGUAACCCCCAGUAUCCUCAACCCUGUUUGUGGUGUUAGUAAUUAAGGGAAAUCCUGGUCAAAUUUCGUCACAAGUUUUCGUUGGCUUAAAUCCUGAUGCUUGUACGCGAAGGAAUUUUGAGGAAAACCAAUACAAAUUAGAAAUCUUCUCUUCACGGUAUGUGAUUAGGUAGCCUUUUUUCAUGAAUCAAUAUGAAGAACAAAUUAAUACCAUGAAUACCAAGUGCAGCUGUAGGUUAGCUAUUGGAUUGUUUACUCCGUUGAUAUGUUUUGUUUGACAAGUGAAAGCAUUAUUCUAUCGUUUGUGCUGUUUCAGAUUUUAAUGCCUAGGUCCUUUAUCUUUGAGUUGCCGCCGGGGCGGCUGCCUUUUAUGCCAGGCUCAAAACCAAGAAAUUUAGACAUCAGAAUAGGAGAAUUAUUUUAGAAACAAGAAGUAAUAUGCUCGAAAUAAAAGGCAUAUGAAAC